AUGGAUCCAAAGUCCAAAAUGCCAAUGGAUCCAAUUUUCAACAGGCCGUUUGAAUAUGGUUGGAAAAGAGAGGUGGUAUAUAGGACCAAUGGAAAUGCAAUUGAUAUAUAUUACCGUACACCAGAUAAAAAGAAACUAAGAUCGAAACCGGAAGUACGUGAAUAUUUAAAGCAAAGAACGCGAUUGAAAAUAGAGAAUUUCACGUUUAAAAGAAAAGCCCUAGGUUUAGACAAUUCCAAGGAAAUAUGCAGAAACGCUUAUUCAACUGAAAGAGCUGAAAAUAAUCGUGGUGGAAACGGUAUAAAUAAUGAAAAUUAUUUUUAG
This is a messenger RNA of Cinara cedri, 324 nucleotides long. The record is from the annotation of a GenBank genome assembly. Lineage: Eukaryota; Metazoa; Arthropoda; Insecta; Hemiptera; Aphididae.